GCUUGGGGCCUCUACAAAGAUGGUCGUCAAUGCCAUCACAACAUUUCGGGAAAUGCCAGCUUUGGCAUCAGAAUCAAAGUCCUCUCAUGGUUCAAGUAGCAUGGGCUCGCUUUCAUCUAUUGCUGGCGAGUAUUCGUCAUACAAACCACUCCGGAAUCCGUUGCUUGACGAGACUACUCAUGAGGGCCAGGAUGACUUAUUCGAGACGUUUACCACAAGUUCAACGGAUGCGUUGGUAAAUGAUGGCUAUCGAGUAGACGUUUCUGGAUCUUCAUUUGCAUAUCAAGAAGCAUCGGAUGGCUUGGCCGUUUUAGAACUUCUCUCACAGCCAGGAAAUGAAUCGAUUGAGACGGCCAUUUCCCGGGAGCAUGAUUUUCAGAUCUCAGGCGAGGAUGAAUCAUGGAGUGAAGCUGUGGCUGGUACACUCAUCGAUGAAGAAGACCAGCUUGAUUUUACUCCUGAUUUUAUCACUAAUCCUGAACUGUCUUCACAAGCAGCACCGUAUCUUGGAACAACGAACCUUGAAGAGACAAGCAGUACUUGGUUUGGGUAUUGGAGUGACGUGUUUACAGCGUACAAUGCCCGGGUAUGGGGUAAUUUGCAUCCAAUAUCCACUUCGGAAACAUCGGAUCAGGAAUUAGAACAAGAGCAGGAUAGUAGGGAGUCGAUGACCAUAAAUCGGGCGCUCGAUCGGUUAAAGCUCAUAUUCUAUCACUUGAGGGGAUGAGAAUGUAGCGCCGGAACAAGAAGCCAAGUUUUUAAUGUCAUUGUAGCAACUUUCCACGAUUUGUUAUAAGAGAACCAGAAAAAUGUAACAUAUACGUCAAGGG
Trichoderma harzianum CBS 226.95 is the source of this 830-nucleotide messenger RNA. RefSeq lists its product as hypothetical. NCBI's taxonomy places the organism in Eukaryota, Fungi, Ascomycota, Sordariomycetes, Hypocreales, Hypocreaceae. The record is from RefSeq and is a predicted model, not a curated record. The transcript has a single exon. The coding region runs from base 20 to 727 and encodes 235 amino acids.